GUGACUUCAUUCUUAUUCUAAAAGAGAGGCUAUCAGAUAUUAAUAAAAACUUGCAAAUGAUAGCUUUGAAUAUAACUGCCAAGCUUGCUACUGCAAUGAAAAUAAAAAAAGCAACAUUAUGUGGUAGUGUUAUUAGAACUUUGGAUGCUUUAGUAAAUACUUAUCAAAAUGGUAAAGUUAGAAAAGUUGCACAGGUUUAUUUAGAAGCUAUAAUAAAAAAUGCCAAAUAUGAUCACGUGGUAGCAAGAUGUGAUGAUUUGAAAGGCCUAAGAUCUCGACUUGCUGCACCAUUAGACAAGGAUAAAGAUGAUAAAAUAAAUGAUGAUGUAUCAGUGAAAUUGUCAUCAGGAUUAUUAUCAGCCAAUUUAACAUUUAAUAAACCUACUGCAUUAUUAGCAAGUCUAUUAUCUAUAACAAAUCCUAAUGCAUUGAGUAUACAGUUCUUGAAAAAA
Molecule: messenger RNA, 452 nt
Organism: Funneliformis mosseae
Lineage: Eukaryota; Fungi; Glomeromycota; Glomeromycetes; Glomerales; Glomeraceae
Source: the annotation of a GenBank genome assembly